CAAACCCGCUCGAAAUGCCGGGUCAAAGCGGUGCCUCCUACUCGUCGUGGCUAAUUCUCGCACGUUUUCCAAUGCCCCGAGCGGCCCUGGCCGAGAUAUUAGCAGCAGCACCCCCUAUGGUGAAGACACGACGACCGCUAACUCCGUGUGUAUACAACUGUUUCACAGUGACGGAGAAUUGCUACUUUGUGCCUGGCACAUUGUUGCAUUAGCGUGCCAAUUGGCUUCCUUGCCGUGUCGAUCUUCGAGCCAAAAUCUGGCGAAGCAUCUUUCUCCAAAGCUCACCUCACGACACCAUCGAGUCCGGGGAUUGGCGUCCGAGCAAGGCGUACGGACGGCCGAGAACUUGAUUCAUCCUCAACUGCGAGUUUCUCGACUACUCCGUCUGCUGCGCUCCCGAAACGCACCAUGGCCGGCAGACUCUCCCUUCCCCUCGUCCGGAGCCUCGCCCGGCCGAGCCUGCGGCCGACGGCGUCGCUGCGCAUCUCCCGUGCGGCAUACUCGACCGAGGCCCCCCCGCCGCCUCUCCUCACCAAACUCAAGGAGGACCUCAAAACGGCCAUGCGGGCCAAGGACGCGAACCGCCUCGCCGUCCUUCGCUCCGUGCUCGCGGCGACGCUCAACGCCAGCAAGACGGACAAGCCCAUCCGGACGGACGUGCAGCUCGUCAGCCUGCUCCAGAAGAUGGCGCGCAAGUCGCAAGAAGCGGCCGAGGAGGCCCGGGCAGCCGGCCGGGAGGAUCUCGUCGAGAAGGAGGAGGCACAACAGCGGAUUUUCGAGGAGUAUGCGGCUGGCAGUGGCGUCAGGGAGCUGGGCGAGGCUGAACUGAGGCAGAUCGUCGAAUCGACCAAGGCGAACCUCGUUGCCCAGGGGAUCGAGGAGAAGGCGCUUCAGGCCCAGAUGAUCAAGUCCCUUUUGACGCCUGGCGGGCCGUUGGAAGGGGCCGUCGUUGAGAAGAAGGAGGUGGUGAGGAUCAUUGCCGAGGUUGCCAAGGCGAAAUGAGCGCUGGCAAAGGCUCGCAACAUCUGUAUCAACAC
Molecule: messenger RNA, 1037 nt
Organism: Thermothielavioides terrestris NRRL 8126
Lineage: Eukaryota; Fungi; Ascomycota; Sordariomycetes; Sordariales; Chaetomiaceae
Exons: 2
Coding region: 409-1002 (197 amino acids)
Cellular component (GO): mitochondrion
Molecular function (GO): carbon-nitrogen ligase activity, with glutamine as amido-N-donor
Source: RefSeq, a predicted model, not a curated record